This is a messenger RNA of Adelges cooleyi (spruce gall adelgid), 913 nucleotides long. RefSeq lists its product as uncharacterized. Bases 294 to 731 code for a protein of 145 amino acids. The transcript is spliced from 3 exons. NCBI's taxonomy places the organism in Eukaryota, Metazoa, Arthropoda, Insecta, Hemiptera, Adelgidae. The record is from RefSeq and is a predicted model, not a curated record.
GUCUAUUAUUAUUAUUGUUAUUCGGUCAUGAUUAUUAUUAUAUGUUUUACCAUUCAGUAUUUUAGUCGCCGCCGUAGCUUCGGUGUCGUACUCGUGCCGUUUGCGCAUCUAAUGCAAUCUUGUGUCGUUCGCUAUGUUAUUAGAUUUGUGGUAUAGCAGUAUUUUCGUGGUUCCACCCCGGUACGUUACUUAAGCCGGUAGUCGGUAUCUUUUGGAUUAAGUACUUACAAAUACUUAUACACACAUAGGUACAGUGCUGUUAUGGGAAUUGCAGUGCAAGGCGUGCCCUCGACAUGAGUUGUGUGCCUUGUGGAGAAUGUAAUUCGGUUUCCAAAGCGGAUUUGGACCGAUGGACGAACAGUCUCAAACAUGUCUUGGCCAACCCGACGGCCAUUCGUAUGUUUCAGGCAUACUUGAAUCAGUGCAAGUUGGAUUCGGCGGAAAUGCUCGAGUUGUGGAAAAUGUGCGAUUGCCUUUUGCAGCAUACGCAUAAAAAAAAACUAGACCACGAAUCGGCCAAGAUCAGUUCUGAUUACAACGCAAUCGUUGCUCAAGCCAACGAAGUCGAAGGACUGACCGGACAUCAGUUGAGGCGGUUGGAAGAAACAAAAUCGAGUUCUCCAAAAAAAAUAAUAGCCAGAGUGGAAAAGCUAAGGCAGACCGCUUACGAGUUGAUGCAACAUGAUUAUGGCUUGUUCAGGAAAAAACUGUUAAAAGACCUCAAAAAAUGAACUGUUCUAUUAAAUUAUUUAGUAUUUCUUAAUUAAACCUGAACAUUUUGUACAUAAUGUUAAUAAUAAAAGUGCUUGUUUUUAUUUCAACAGUUUUAACAAUGGAUUAGGUAUAAACAAAAUAUUAAUAAUAUCAGCUAAAGAUUAUAAUAUAAAGAUACUUUAAAAAAAAAAAUCAAUUU